Messenger RNA from Oncorhynchus gorbuscha (pink salmon), 1765 nucleotides. It is a transcript of the gene chgb, whose product is annotated as chromogranin B. The record is from RefSeq and is a predicted model, not a curated record. The coding region runs from base 168 to 1424 and encodes 418 amino acids. The transcript has 7 exons. NCBI's taxonomy places the organism in Eukaryota, Metazoa, Chordata, Actinopteri, Salmoniformes, Salmonidae. Gene Ontology annotation, cellular component: secretory granule.
CAGACAAGAAGCAUACCGCAGAAGAACCCACACAACCGUUCCAAUACGCACAGAGGGAGAACGGGAGCUGGGGUAGCUGGCUCGGCAGUGCUGUCUUUAGAGUUUUUGCUUCAAGUUAUCAGCUCUUUUUUAAUGUCAUUUCUACGGGGAGAUAAUCUAAUUCUUCCAUGAUGAAACUUGUGCUUGUUUUUGCUUUGGUUGCGUCGUUCUUCGCAGAAAAUCUAUUACUUCCCGUUGGAAAAGAACGACAGAGAGAAGAUGUGGUAACACGGUGUUUGGUUGAGGUCCUGUCCAAGGCACUGACCAAACCUGACUCUCACCCUCUGGAUCAGGAAUGCAAAGACAUUCUCAAAGCAGGUGCCCAACAUGCUGCUCUUCUGGAGAAGAAAAGUGAUGAGGAGGUGCUGACCCAUAAAGAGGAAGUCAAAGGUCAUGAACCUGAGCUUGAGGUUCCAGGGGCUGAUGUGAAGGACAUCGAGGCCCGCCUGAAGUCUGUGGAGGAGAAGAGAGAGACACCGGAGGACGAAGAGCGCAGCCAGGAGUCAUGGGACCUCAACGCUGAGAAGGAGAAGAGGAUUUGGAAACCAACGCACAGGUAUCAUCAUAAAGAAGUGUCUGAGGAAAAGAGAGAAGAGCCAGACGAAGAACGUAGUCAGGAAUCCUGGAGCCUGGGUGAUGAGAAGGAGAAGAGAUAUAGGCCUACCUAUCGGUACACCCCAAAGAAAUUACACAUACGAGAUGACAAAAGUGAAAAGUGCAGUCAGGAGUCCUGGGAUCUGAAAGAUGAGAAGGAAAAGAGAGAGGAGGAAGAGGAAAGAGAGAAAAGAAUGUGGAAACCCCCACACAGAUAUCACCACAAGAAACACCACAAACGAGGUGCUGACUCAUCAGAGGAGGAAUCAGAGGAAAAGAGAUCAGAUGAGUCCGAAGAAGAGGAGGAUAGAGAGAAGAGAAUCUGGAAACCAACAAACAGGUACCAUCACAACAAGCGUCACCAACGCAGUGGGGAUUCCUCGGCGGAGGAAGAAGAGGAACGAAGGAGUGAUUCUGACGAACAGGAGGAGAAGAGGUACGGAGAUGCCGAGGAGGAGAGAGAGAGGUACCUGGCGGAGAAGAGGAGUGAGGUGGAGAGUCGUCUCCUGGGGGAGAUAGAUGAGAAACGUUCUCCCUGGGCGUACAGAGGAUACUACCACCCCGCCUGGUGGAAGAGAGGCAUAGAGCCACUUACACCAUCACAUAAGAUGGAGGAACUGGCAAAGCUGCUGAAGAGGCACCAACUGGCCAGCCAAUCAGAGCCAGCGGAAGAGAGGCAGAAGAGCAUACCUCUAACCCCAGAGGAGGAGAAGGAGCUGCAAAACCUAGCAGCUAUGGACAUGGAGCUACAGAAAAUUGCUGAGAAGAUGCAUGAAAACAGGAGCAAAUAGAUAGUGGACAGGCCGACAGGGAUGCUAAACUACGAGCUCAGUGUGCUAACCCUGUUUAAGAAAACAUUAAAGAGAUGGGAGGACAAAAAAAAACAAAUUCUGCUGUGAUAACAUCAACGUAAAUAAAGGUUCAAUAAAAAAAAUUCAGGUACAAAAGAAUCAGCAUGGAACCGUUUAGUUUCUAUUAGAUAAUAUCAAAGAUAAAACAGAUGCUUUUGCUUAUUUGUCACAGAUUUCUCUAUAUAUAUUUAAAGUGUGCAUUGCCGUUUUCUUCAAACUUUUGAAUGGUUUGUUUGUUUCUUCAGUCUGCAUUUAAUAAAAUAUAUUAUCCUGGGACCAAG